Messenger RNA from Myxocyprinus asiaticus (Chinese sucker), 8367 nucleotides. RefSeq lists its product as uncharacterized. The record is from RefSeq and is a predicted model, not a curated record. Lineage: Eukaryota; Metazoa; Chordata; Actinopteri; Cypriniformes; Catostomidae. Bases 5688 to 7358 code for a protein of 556 amino acids. The transcript has 2 exons.
CAAGUAAUGGUAUUAAAAUACUUUCCUUGCACCUUGAGUGUACACAAAUUAAUGAUUAAUUAAAAAAAUUCAAACAUAUUUUCAAGGUAAAAAAAUAUAUAUUUUUACUAAUGUUAUGAAUUUUUUAAUCAAGAAUAUCAAGAAGUGUUCUCAGGGUUACUCCAUAUGACCUGAACAAAAUGUGCCUUUCCAUAAAAAAGUCAAAAUAUCAGAUUUUUUUAUUUUUUUACUUCACAAACAGUCUUGAGGGUCUAAAGAUAUUUUUUACAUGACAACAAAAUGGCAACCUACAUGAUUACACCACCUGACUAAAGUCUUUCAAAUAUUAAUAGUAUUUUAUAAAUGUUAAAAUGUAUUAUUUUUUAAAGAAAUAAUAAAAUAUGAUCGUGCACCACUUAUGCCAAUAUUUAUUUUUAGAAAAAUGUCAGCUUUUAAUGAGCCUUUGAUUUCUAAAAUUACUGUCAUGAUACCAUGGUACAGUGAUGGUGUCAUGGUAAUACCAUAGAACUUUGAUAUAUACCAUGCUACUGAAUGAUUACCAUAUUCCAUUGUUAUUUACAUGGUACUCCAAGAUGUUUCAAAGAAUACCAUAGGAGAUGUCUAUAAAACCAUGGUAGUACCAUUGUACUGUUUGGUAUUCUUUUGUUAAUAUACUGCACUACAAUACAAAUAUGACACUAAAUACCUGUAAUGCUUCAUACCUAUAAAGUCCCAAAAGGCUUUUUUGCUGAUUGUGCAUGUCCGUUUAGUCUAGAAGAGAACAGGGUGUCUCAUUUGUCAUUUUAUGACUCAAAAGAGAGUCAUGACAACCUCCUAUGCAUCCUUGAUGCACCUUUUUGCCAAGCCCAUGCUUGUGUGGACUUUAUAGACUUGGAGGCUCAGGAUGGCAUUUGUGACUAGACCUAAGUCUUCAAAACCAUGACAGACUUUGUUCUAAAGGACUUUGUCACUACUCCUGUUUCUUUCUAACUUAAAAUCUCACUCACUCACUUACUCAUUCACACUCAUUCUCUAUAAGAUAUUGUUGUGUCAUCCACUGUGGCUCUUGGAAAUUGGCAUUCUAUUAACACUGUGUUACUGAGCUGGAAAAGUCAAACUGAUCAACAGUAGCCAUGCCACGCCUCAAUAGAUGAAGACAAGAAAUACAAGACAUGUCAGGAGGCCCAAUUCAAAGAUACACAGUGCCAUAAAAAGGAACUCAUUUCCUCUUUAUUUUAAGCUCUGUGUGUGGAGGUGAAAAAUUGCUCAUCAGGUUUUUCAAGUUAUAUUAAAGCUGCGUCCCUCUCCUGGGCUCACAGCAAUACUAAGCUAGAGCAGUAAUUUAUAUAAUGCAUAUUCCACAUUUCAUUUGAGAGGUAAUUAAAGUCAUUGAUGGGCUUGGCUGUGAAUACUCUGCAGUUGUACAUGUACUGCUAGAAGAAGCAUAUUUGCUGUUAGCAUUCAUUUCCUGGCAAUGCCUCAUGGAGAGAUUAUAAGUACAGUUUAUACAUUUAGGGCUCAAGUUAACUUCUGCACAGAGUACCUAAUGUAGACUAAAUUCAAAGCUCAAUUGUCUAUAUUGUAAUUUGAGGUAUGGUAAAAAAACAAAAAGGACCUUUGUUGUUUUGGACAUGGUAUCAUGGUAUGUCCAUGUUAACAUGCAUAGGUACAGUUCUUCAAAGAAUACCAUGGUAUAUAAAUAUGGUAAUGUUUCAAUACCAUGGUAUUUUGGCAUCUGAACCAUCACUGUACCUUGCCAUCACCACAUAUUUUAUAAGUGUGGUAGGGAGAUCACUGUAAGUUUAAAUCCAUGACUAAGGAGUUUGAAACAUUUGAAUUUUAUUGCAGGAAAACAUUACAUGCUGCUAGUGUGCCAUCUGAUGUAUUGCAUUAAUGACACACUUCUGUGCUUUUGAGACUGUCAGAUCAAUGACUAGAAACAUGAUACUGUUCUCAUAUGUAGUGUACUGUCUAGUUCACACCCUCCUAGCUUCAGUCCCCCUUUUCCCUUAAGAUCGCAUUUUGCUGGUGAAGAUGUUUUUGGUUGAAAUGUCCUGCUUUUUUCUUUAGAUUGGUAGGUUAAUUUGAUCUGUAGACACAUUUUUCUCAUCUUUGUUAAAGCUGCACUACGGAAGAUUUUUUUGGUUAAAAUGAACAAAAGUCCAUUAUUGAGUGAGCAUAUAAAAAAAAUCAGUGUUCAAAACCCUAUCCUUUCCUCUCCCUGAUUCACUGCGGUAAGCCUACAAUGAUUUUUAUUUUGAGCUAUUAGGUUGGAUUUGGCGCGAUAUUGCUGGCUUACAUUAUUUCCUCCUUGCGUGUUUACGUCAUGUUGUUAGCACAGAAAAGGAGGGCUGGCUACUAUGGCAGCAGGUGAGUAAGGGUGAGUUAAUAAUGAGAGAAUUAUCAUUUUGGGGUGAAAUAUUCCUUUAAAGGUGAAGUGUAUAAUUUCUUUGCCUCUAGUGGCACCAAACAGAAUUUCAAAAAUAACAAUUGUUUUCAAAUAGGAUUCCUGAACACUCCCCCUAUAUUCCAUUGGUCGUACAAACAGAUAUUCCCACCCCAAACCCUGGCAAUUGGCUGAGCCAAUGUUGCGAUGUCAAAUUUUUUAUUUGUUUAGCACUUUUCACAGCACACAUCAUUUCAAAGCAGCUUUACAUGAAAUCAUGCAUAUACAAAAAAAUAAAUAAAUAAAUAAAAAAAUGAAACUGUAAUAUCUAUAAAGUCUUAGAGUGAUCAUUGUGUAGUUUGAUAAAAUAUGGUUGUAAAUUGUGUAUAAAUAUUAAUUAAUUAAAUAAUAAUUGUAUUUAGAACCCCUGUGAGCAAGCCGAAGGCGACUAUGGCAAGGAACACAAAACUCCAUAAGAUGUUGGUUAAUGGAGAAAAACAACAUUGAGAGAAACCAGGCUCACUGUGGGGGCCAGUUCACCCUCUGGCUAACAGCAUGAAUAUAAUGCCAAUAUUAGUUAUUUGUGUGCAGUGCAAGUCAUGGUUUAAAAUUUUUUAUGAACUUUAAGAUUAAUGACUAAUGUCUUUGAAGUUCAUCCUGGAUUAACUGCACAAGUUCACAUAGAUGCAUUGUCCUUUGUUAGUUGGCAGAUGAAGGCUUUUGUUGGCAAUUAAAUGAUAGUCUAUGUAUUCCAUUUCAAGAGUGUAGUCCAUCAAUAGACAAAGGUGAUGCAGGCAGAGAUCAGUGCAUCGCAGUUCAACCGGCGGGUCAUUUUGGUGAGUUUCGUUGGGGUCCAUCCUAAGUCCGAGGUUCAGACGGUGGCAUAUGAAGAAUCCGAUGUCUUACAGUUGGUGUUGGCAUCAGUUCAUCUGAAGUCAAAAGACUCAAGUGAUGUCUGGCUAGCAUCGGCUGUAGUUUGUCGUCAUCACUCAGCGACACGUAGCAGUGGAGUCCGACACCAAGCAGGAACGGAGCUGGAUCUGGCCGGCUCUGGUAACCUCGGGAUAUGACAUGGAAACAAAUAGAAUAAUAUUAGCGUAGAUGCCAUUCAAUUUUAUGUAGAGUUAUAGAUCAUGAUAGAUGUGGAUAAUAAUACAUAACAGACAUGGAUAAAAUGUAAAAGAGCACAAUUAUAUCUAGUGUAUUACUGAAUGCUUUGACAGAGUGGAGUCUUUCCCUCUUCUCAAGAAAAACAUUGUCCGUUAACCAAAGUCACCCAAGGCAGAAAAAGCUAGUUUUUACUUUUUUGUUGUUAGGAGAAAAACCAGUGUAGUAGUAACCUUACUAAUAGGUUACAUUUUUGUGGUUUUAACACAUUGCUUAAUUUCAUAUAUUGUUCUGACAGUAUGACUUUUGUUGGACUUCCUGUACAAGUGAUUGAGCAAUAGUUGUCCCUUAGUUUCAUGUUUUAUGUUACUUUUAAAGAAUUUGGUAGAAAUGGUUGUAAAGAAAAUAAAUGGCUUGUGACUUCUGAAGAAGGAGCCUGCUGUAAGGAGACACUUCCUCUUUUGAGAGGAACUUAGAGUGGGGCUUUGUCAUCAGAAUCUCAGUGUAAACUACAGCAUGUAAUAUAUAAAUGUUUAUAGCUCAAUAAUCAAAAUGAUGCACUAUUGUCCUCAAAUAUAACUAUGAAUAUAUUGUCUUGAAACAAAAGCAUACUAUAUUUAUGAUUUUUGUAGUAUUCACAUGUAACUUGUAACUGACAAGUUACUGUAUUUGAUACAGGCAUUGCAACUCCAACUUCCUUGUUUCAAAUGUACAUCAAACAUGUUGCUUGCCACAGUUUACACUUUUCAGGGAAAUCAACCUGCAAAUGCACAUUAAGCAUGGACACACUGAAAAAAAUAUUAUGUGAUGAACUAAAUAUACUGUAACAGAAAAGAUAAAGUACUUUUUACAUUGAAUAAUUUAGUUUAAAAGAUUAGUUCACCCAAAAAUGAUAAUUCUCUCAUGAUUUACUCAUCUUUAAGCCAUCCCAGAUGCAUAUGUCUUGCCUUCUUCAGCAGAAAUGAAAUGAAGAUUUUUAUAAGCUGUAAGGGGGUUCAGUGGAAAGGAGGAGGCGAGAACCGGCUUAAUAAUAUAAAUAAUAAUUUAAUAAACAGUUUAAACAAAACACACAACCAAAAACACACAGUACAGCUGCCUGCAAUUCUCUCUCUCUCUCGAACUGUCGUCCCCGGCCGCCUCUGUCCCUCGCGCGCCCCAUCAGGCUGAUUGGGGACCGGGUGUGUCUCAUUCCAGCCCGGCCCCGCCCUCCUCAGCUCUACACUUCUCCCGGCGUUGCCUCAGGCCGGGGAGCCCCCGGCAUGACGUACAUCCCCCACCCUAAUGUGGGGAAAUAAUGGGGGGGGGCAUGCCUUACGCCCGACUGUCGGCGGGUCAUCCCCGCCUUCCUCGACCUGGGAGGAGACAGGAGGGGAAAAACAACAAAACAAAAUGGCGAGGGAAAGGCCAACAUGGAGCGACAGAGAGAGAGAGAGGAGAGAGAGAAAAAGAAACUCACCGGUUCUCUGAUGCGCCGUCGCGCGGUCCUCGAUCACUACUCCACCCUCUCAGGCGGACUGCAGCCGCUCCUCUCCGGGCGGACCGGAGUCAGACCUCCGACCCCCAGCGGACAGAACGCCCCUCCCCGUUCCCGGCGUCCCGUGGGGACACAUAAGCAUAUUCAGCUCUGUUUGUCCAUAUAAUUAAAGCAAAUUGGUGCCAUGACGCUGCAGGCUGUUUGACGGUCCAAAAGACAUAUUUACACAGCAUAAAAAUAAUACACACAACUCCAUUCGAAAAAUAAACACUUCCUGCUACUAGUCGUCCCAUCACGGAGCUGUCGCGUGAUGCAGGCAUAAUGGCGCAUUCACGCAAGAAGUCGGAAGGGCGUGCUUUGUAUACAACAGAGGAACGAACGUCACGCGAGAGUUAGGUCAUUUCAAACAGCAAUACAGCAGUAGGCGGAAGCAACAAUUUAAAGUUAAAAACGUUUUAAUUAUUGAUUUGUUUCUUACACAAACCUAUCGAUUUGCUUCAGAAGACAUUCAUUGAUUGCCUGGAGUCAUGUGGAUUACUUUUAUGCUGCCUAAAUAUGCCUUUUGGACAGUCAAAAAGCCAGCAGCCUCACGGCACCCAUUCACUUACAUUGUAUGGACAUACAGAGCUGAAAUGUGCUUAUAAAAAUCUUCAUUUCGGUUCUACUGAAGAAGGAAAGACAUACACAUCUGGGAUGGCUUAAAGCGCCAGCCAUCGUUACAGAAAUACCUAACUGACACAUAUGAACCCAGCAGUUCAACUACUCCGCCUACGACAGGAGAACCAUCCCCUGGAGGAAUAUGUGGAGGAUUUCUGCAUUCUGGCCUGCCGGGUGGACUUUAAUGAGGUGGCCCUCAAGGACUGUUUCCGAUUUGGAUUAAAUGAGCCCAUCUCUUCUCUGAUGCCAGGCGGUCAGAGUACCUACAACCUGGCUCAAUAUAUUGACCUCGCCCUUGGUUCCACGUUCACUGUGGGGGAGGCAGAUGCCAAGCCAGAGGUCUACGACAUGGGUGCCGAGCCAGAGGUCCACGACAUGGCCGCUGAGCCAGAGGUCCACGACAUGGCCGUCGAGCCAGAGGUCCACGACAUGGCCGCCGAGCCAGAGUUUCACGUCAUGGCCGCCAAGCCAGAGUUCCUCGUCAUGGUCGCUGAGCUAGCGCCAUCUUUUGCUCCUGAUCCUGUGCCUGCUCCAUGCUAUGUCACAGCAACGCCUCAGCCUGCUCCAUGCCAUGUCACAGCAACGCCUCAGCCUGCUCCAUGCCAUGUCACAGCAACGCCUCAGCCUGCUCCAUGCCACGUCACAGCCACACCUGAGCCUGCUCCAUGCCACGUCACAGCCAUGCCUGAGCCUGCUCCAUGCCACGUCACAGCCACGCCUGAGCCUGCUCCAUGCCACGUCACAGCCAAACCUGAGCCUGCUCCAUGCCACGUCACAGCCACGCCUGAGCCUGCUCCAUGCCACGUCACAGCCACGCCUGAGCCUGCUCCAUGCCACUUCACAGCCAUGCCUGAGCCUGCUCCAUGCCACGUCACAGCCACGCCUGAGCCUGCUCCAUGCCACGUCACAGCCACGCCUGAGCCUGCUCCAUGCCACGUCACUGCCACGCCUGAGUCUGUUCCACACCAUGUCACGGCCACAUCUGAGAAGUUGGACCCGGAGAUGGUUCCUGCCCUUGUACCCACCCUUAGUUCUCCUGAGCAGGCAAGGGGAACUUUCAACCCUCUGACCCCACCUGGACCCUCCGAGCCCUGGACUCCGCCUUGGCCUGUCAGUCCCUUGACAUUGCCUCAGCUCUGCAUUCCCUCGGCUCCACUGCGGUCCUUCAGCCUGUCGGCUUUGCCGGGGUCCCUCUUCCCUCCGGCUCCUCCUUGGUCUGUCGGUCACCUGGCUCCGCCUUGGCUCUCCGAUCCUCUGGCUGCACCUCGUCCCUCCGAUCUCUCAGCUCUACUGGGGACCUCCUUCCCUACGGCUCUGCCUUGGUCCUCAGUCCCACCGGCUCCGCCUUGCACCUCUGAGCCUCCAGUACCGCCUUGGUCCUCCCUGCCAUCAGCUCCACACUGGUCCUUUGAGUCUUCAGCUACUCUCUGGGCACCAGGUUACAUGGUGUCACCCUUCAAGUCUCUCACGGCUCCGCUUUCCAUGGCUCCACCCCUCAAGUCUCUCACAACCCCACCUUCCACAGCUCCACCCCUCGAGCUUCUCAGGGCCCCACCUUCCAUUGAUUCUGCCCUGGUCCCAUGCCCCACGCCCUGUUUCGCUAGGCCACACCCCACGCCUCAAGACCCCCCCCCCCCAACUCCCUACAGAACUUUGGAACUGUGUUAUGUUAUGUGUUUGUUCAUGUUUUGGGGCAUUGGGUUCAUGUCUUUUAUUUUGUAUUCUAGUUCCUGUUUCAUGUCAUGUGUUCCAUAGUCAUGUGAUGUCCUGUUUUCCCUCCAUGUUCAUGUGUCUUGUUUUCAUUGGUUCAUUGUUUGAUUAUCUUGUUAGUCUGUUGGUUCAUUGGUUUAUGUUUUCCCAUGUCCAAGUAUUUAAGCCCUAAUGUUUUCCAUUGUUCUUUGUUAGGUAUUGUGUGUUUGGUAUUGUGUCAUGCUAAGUUCAAGUCAGGUCAAGUUUAUGUUCAUGUUAGUUGUUUAUGUUUAUGUUUUGUUUAGUUCACGUUUAUAGUUAGGGUUUUGGAUAUCACUUAUGUAAAUAAAUUGCACUUGGGUUCAUCUUUAUCGUGUCUUCAUCGUUUUCGUCAUUGCCAGUGCCAGCCAUCGUUACACAUUUUUUUCCAAAUGUGCAUUAUUUUUACCAUUCUUUGUGGAAUUGAAUACCCCCUUUUCUUUUACACUGCUGUAUAAAAUCUAUUAAUCUCUCUCUCUCUCUCUCUGCGUGCUUUCAUGUACGGAUCAGGUUUGUAAGCCAGACCAGCUCUUCCUGGAUGGCUUAGAUUAUUGUGCUGUGCAGGGAUACUCUUUUUCUAUAACCUGUGGGCUUAAAGAUGUCUCUCUCUCCUAUUGAAAAUGAAAUCCUUGACAUUUUAAAGCUGGAUGCAAUGACAUUAUUGAGACUGUUUGAGGAUAACUCUUAGUAGUACAAACAAAUCUAUAUAAUGGAAAAGAAUACAUUUAGAGAUAUAAGAAUACCAGUUUGCAUUGCUUAGGUGUUCUGAGUGGUUGCUAGGGUGUUCCGGGUGGUUGCUAGGUGGUUAAUAGCACAAAUUGGGGACAAGUUUCACCUCAAAAUGUAGAACUUACUGUAUGUUAGGGGAUUUCUAAAAAUCACUAAAACCUAUGUAUGCCUUAGCAAACACCACUAAAUGCACUUUUGUGUUGUGUUUAUGGUGUUUUCAUUAUAAUAUGACUUGGCUUGUUGAUAUAAUAUAACAUUUUAUAGAAUAUAAUGGUGAAAGUAUUAGCAGUGAUCUGGUUUGUCUCUC